AUGUAUGUCAAGUGUGGCGUAGCUGUUGAUCGUAGGUCGGAAACAGUUUGUUUCGGUCCACCGUCGUAUACCGGUGUUAAUUGUGAAUAUUCAGUAGAUCGUAUAACAGUAAUCACACAUGUUGAUAUUACUAAUACAAUGUAUUCCAGAACACCUGCUAAUCAGAAUAUUAUAAUCCAAAUUUUAGCAAUGUUAUGGUUUGCAGAUCGUGUUGUGGAUCAUCACGUUUUCCAUGUUAUUCCACAAAUGGAAACAGCCGACACUUAUAUUAAAUAA
Didymodactylos carnosus is the source of this 276-nucleotide messenger RNA. The record is from the annotation of a GenBank genome assembly. NCBI's taxonomy places the organism in Eukaryota, Metazoa, Rotifera, Eurotatoria, Philodinida, Philodinidae.